AUGGACUUCCGCUUCGACCUCCUUCCUUCUUUGCGCAUCCUAGAUGCUCGAUUUCCCGAAGAGAUCGGUCGCCAUCCCUACCUCUCCUCUCUGCAAUUGCAGACCGAGAGCCCUGCCAUCACGUGCGAAGACAAGCACAAAAUCUUGAACGUUCUGAGCCAGCUUCUGGUCUCUUCUCCGGUCCUGACGGCGCCGAUCGCGCAACUGUUCAGGCCCAUCUUGCUCGAGUUGGUCGCGCGCGUGACCGACACCGGCCCUCGCUCCGUGCUCGGCGAAUGGGAGGUGCAGCGCUUUGAGGCCACUGCUUCGGCCCUGAGCAAGCUGCUUCACAUGGCACCGCACACCAGCGGCAUGGUGCUGGCCUUCUUCGCUCGCUCGCCUUCUCUCUUUGAACGCCUGAGCCAGCCUCGCGCGGCUGACUCCACGCAUGUCGACGAUUCGUUCGUCGAGCUGGCGAAGACGGCGUACAGAUUCUUGAAGUUCUCAUCAACCGACUUCGGCACCAGUCUUUGGGAUUGGAGCCCCUUCUUCUCUCUCCUCUCCAUCGAGCACAACGCCGCGCUGCGAUUCUACGUUCUGGAAAGCGUUUCCAUUCUGUUGAGCAUCUCCGAUGAGAACAAGCUGAAACUCCCCAACGCUCUCGAUCUCCAACACAUCAAGGCCAUGUGCGAGAUCAGGGUCCACGAAACACAGGAGAUGGCCUUGGAGCAAGCCCUCAUGUUCACCAGCACAUGGGAUGCCGCCUCCACCACCACCUCCUCCGACAGCGCCACUUCACACAGGCACGUGAUCAACAUUAUAAUGCACAGACGGCUGUUUCCUAAAGAGUUGAGCUCUAACCAUCCCUACGCGUGUCGCGACCACAGUGUUGUGACGUCCCAAGACUUGCACUCUUCGUUGGUCUCGGUGUGCGGAGUCCUUCUGCCCCGCCGCAGAAUCAACGACAAGGGCGACGAGGCCAAGCGAGACAACAUGCUCAACGAGUCUCUGGUCUACACCGCUACCACUCUCCUGAACAUGAAGUCGCUGGCUUUGGCCGUGUGCGAGGGCGAUCCGAUCUUGUUGGAGGGCAACACAGGGGCCGGAAAGACCGCCCUGAUCGAGGAAAUCGCUCGACUCACGGGCAAUCAAGACAUCAUCAAGAUCCAUUUGGGCGACCAAACGGACGCCAAGGUGCUCCUGGGCACCUACGUAUGCACGGAAGUGCCGGGCGAGUUCCGCUGGCAGGCCGGAGCACUCACCCAGGCGGUGCGCGAGGGACGCUGGAUCGUGAUCGAGGACAUCGAUCUGGCCCCGCUGGAGAUUCUCUCCGUGCUGAUCCCGCUGCUGGAGACCAGGAAGCUGUUCAUCCCCGGUCGCGGCGAAGUCAUCUACGCGCCCAAGAACUUCCAGCUCUUCGCCACGCAGACCCUCUACGGCUCCUCCGGCGGCUCCGUCGGCCAGAAUGCUCGUCUGCUGCACAACUUCUGGACGCGCGUGGUCGUGGAGUCGCUCUCGUCCGAAGAGUUGGGCACCAUCCUUGCCUCUAAGUACCCGCAAAUCGCCACCCUGGUCCCGCAGUUUAUUGCUACGUUCGACUUGUUGCGUGGUAACACGGAGUCAACGCUGCUGCUGCAGCAGUCGGAGAGCGCGGGCAGUUCGGCGACCACGCCCAUAGUGCUGUCGACGGACUACAUGGUCAACUCUAUCUUCUCCGGGCGUCACCUCUCGACGCGCGAUCUGCUCAAGUGGUGUCGUCGCGUGAACCGCCACUUCCAGAGCCUCGCCCAGCAGGGCGUGACCAACAUCAUCGUCACCUACCAGCUGAAGGAGCUCAUCUACCUGGAGGCCAUCGACUGCUUCUGCGCGAUGGUGCCUUCGCUGGCCAACCGGGAGAAGUGCUACGCCCUCAUCGGGCAGUCGCUCGGCGUGCCCGCGGACAGGAUCCAGCACUUCGUUCAGCUCUACAAGCCCUCGAUCGACCUCUCGCCCACCGCCUUCACCGUGGGGCGGGCAACCCUGCCCAAGGCCCCCGCCCAGGAGUUGCUGACGGCGCCCAGGAAGUCCAAGUUUGCCCACACGAAGCAGUCGCUCACGCUGCUCGAGCGUCUGGCGCAUUGUCUCGGCAUGGGCGAGCCGGCCCUGCUCGUGGGUGAGACCGGCACGGGCAAGACGUCAGUGGUGCAGUACCUGGCCGACCAGCUCGACCAGAAGCUCGUCGUACAGAAUCUGUCGCAGCAGACCGACAGCUCGGAUCUGCUGGGUGGCUUCAAGCCUGUGGAGAUGCGCAUCCUGUGCAUCCCCCUCAAGGCCAAGUUCGACCAGCUCUUCCCCAAGACCUUCUCCAAGAAGGCCAACGCCAAGUUCAUCGCCGACGUGGACCAGGCCUUCGGCCAGCAGGAUUGGAAGAAGUUCAUCCUCCUGCUGACCAAGUCCCUCCAGGAGGUGGAGAAGAAGUUCCUGCUGCUCGAUCAGAAGGAAGACGCCCAGCGGAAGAAGAGCUCUGACGGCACCAAGCCCACGGCGGCCAAGCCUGAGAAGAAGGCCGCCGCCGCCAAGCAGGCUUCGUCGGCGGAGGUCAAGGGCAAACGGAAGGCAGAGGCCGAGCUGAGCAAGGAAGGCGCCAGCGCCGAAGCCAAGAAGCCCAAGCAGGCCGCGCGAAGGAAGAAGCAGGCCCAGAAGCCCGUCAGCCCUCUCGUUCGCCAGGAGUGGAAGAAGCUCGCCGCCGCCGUUUCCAAGUUCGAGAUCCAGCAGGAUCAGCUGAAGAACAACUUCGCAUUCGCGUUCGUGGAGGGCACCCUGGUGGAGGCCGUGCAGAAGGGCUACUGGGUCCUGCUCGACGAGGCCAACUUGGCCACCCCGGAGACCCUUGAGAGCAUCAGCAGCCUGCUCGAGGGCGGCUCCAUCGUGCUCACCGAGAAGGGUGACGUGGAGCCCAUCAAGCGCCACCCCAACUUCCGCGUCUUUGCCUGCAUGAACCCGCCCACCGACAUCGGCAAGAAGAACCUGCCGCCGGGUCUGCGCAACCGCUUCACCGAAUUUUACGUGGACGAGCUGAGCAACGUCGAAGAUCUGCGCACGGUGGUGCACUCCUACAUCAAGGGCUGCGUGGCGCAGCCGCCCGUGGACGACAUCGUCAAUCUGUACCUGGCCGCGAGGCAGCAGUCGCAGAUCGACCUCACCGAUGGCGCCAACCAGCGGCCGCACUACAGCUUGCGUACGCUGUGCCGCGCGCUGGAGUAUGCCCUCCUGAUCCAGCCCGACUACGGUUUCAAGCGGGCGCUCUACGAGGGCUUCAGCAUGAGCUUCCUCACCCAGCUCAACACCACCUCCGUGCCCACCAUGCUUGCCCUCAUCCGAAAAUACCUUGUUAAGGGGAUGAACGACAACCAGCUGCUGAUGCCGCCGAAGAAGCCCGAGGUCGCGGCGGAGCAGGACUUUGUGCUGUUCGAGCAGUUCUGGAUCGCGGUGGGCAACCAGCCGGUGGUGGAUCCCACGCACUACAUCCUCACCGCCAGCAUCAAGAAGCACCUGGCCAACCUCGCGCGCGCUGUACUCUCGCGCAAGUACCCCGUGCUCCUCCAGGGACCCACCUCGAGCGGCAAGACGUCGAUGGUCGAGUACCUGGCCCGGCGCACCGGGCACCGCUUCGUGCGCAUCAACAACCACGAGCACACCGACCUCCAGGAGUACCUCGGUACCUACAUCUCCGACCCCAACGGCAAGCUGGUCUUCCAGGAGGGCAUCCUCGUCGAGGCCGUUCGCAAGGGCUACUGGGUGGUGCUGGACGAGCUCAACCUGGCGCCGUCGGAGGUGUUGGAGGCGCUCAAUCGUCUGCUGGACGACAAUCACGAGCUCUUCAUUCCGGAGACGCAGGAGGUGGUCAAGCCCCACCCGCACUUCAUGCUCUUCGCCACCCAGAACCCGCCCGGGCUCUACGGUGGUCGUAAGGUGCUGUCGCGUGCGUUCAGGAAUCGAUUCGUCGAACUGCACGUGGACGACAUUCCGGACAGCGAGCUCAAGAUCAUCCUGGAGAAGCGCUGCAGCAUGGCCCCGCCCUACUGCGAGAAGCUCGUCGCUGUCCUCAAGGAUCUCCAGCGCCGAAGGCAAGGCACGCAGGUCUUCGCCGGCAAGCACGGUUUCAUCACCCUGCGUGAUCUGUUCCGCUGGGCGGAAAGACGGCCCAACGGCUACCAGCAGCUGGCCGAGGAGGGCUACAUGCUGCUGGCCGAGCGGCUGCGCAAGCCCGAGGAGAAGCGGGUGAUCAAGGAGGUCCUCGAGAAGAACAUGAAGAACGUCGUGAUCAACGAGGACGAGAUCUACUCGCGGCCCUUCAAGGCCGACAGCGUCGAAAACGACCUCUUCGAGAGCCUCCGGAUGGCCGAGGGCUUCGGGUCCAUGGUGUGGAAUCAGUCCAUGCGCAGGUACAUUCUCGUUCUUCUGGGCUUUCCCCCGGUAUUUCUGGAAGCUUAG
Molecule: messenger RNA, 4452 nt
Organism: Acanthamoeba castellanii str. Neff
Lineage: Eukaryota; Discosea; Longamoebia; Acanthamoebidae
Product: midasin family protein
Exons: 17
Coding region: 1-4452 (1483 amino acids)
Biological process (GO): rRNA processing; ribosomal large subunit assembly
Cellular component (GO): preribosome, large subunit precursor
Molecular function (GO): ATP hydrolysis activity; ATP binding
Source: RefSeq, a predicted model, not a curated record